AUGAAUUUUCUUGCAGAAGUGCGAAGCGAAUUGGAAAGUCUCAGUCGAUGUUUGCAAGGCGAAGAACUGGUCAAAGCCCUGAUGGAGCGUGUUCUAGCUACCGAAGAAGAGAAAGCCACGCUGGCCUCGAAAGUGGAAGAAUUGUCCAAGACACAGAAGGAGAUUGGCACUCUGCGGAAGCAUAAUGAUAUUGUUAGCUGUUUUCUAACACAGUUUGUCAAAGCCCAGCGAAAAGCAAAUGAGGAACACGGGGAGAAGUUGCGUGAACUGGAGAAGAAUCGUAAAGACAUGAUCGAGCAGUUCAAGGAAUCCGUAGCUGGAAUUCAGAAAUCGAUGGAAUCGGGGCGUGAAACCUCGGAACGGUUGACAAAUGAUAAUGCUGUGCUGUCUGAGAAGCUAAAAAAUUUAGCAGGCGAAUAUGAGGCCAGGGUGGCUGAAUUAUCAAGACAAUUCGCCGAGAAAACGGAAUAUUGUGAGAAGCUUACCGCUGCUCGUGAUAUGGAAGUGGAAUUGUACAAAACAAAACUUCAGGCUGCUAUAUUAGAUGUCAAGAAAUGUACAGAGGAAAAGUUACAGCUACAAAAUGAGUUCCUUGCGCGAGAAAUGAAAGUGAAAGAAGCGCUGGAAGGUGAAAAAGCAAUGCGUGAACAGAUUGACAAAUAUACAAAGAAGUACAAUGAAUUGCAUUUGAGUUUGAACAGUUCAAACGAAACUUUUGACAAAUUCAAACGGGAAAUGGAACGAAUGAAUGCGAAUGUUAUUAGAGUGGAGAAAGAUGCACGAAAGUGGAAAAAUAAAUACGAAGAAAGCGCCCAAGCAUUAGCGGCGUCUACGCUGAAGUUCCUUGCGCGAGAAAUGAAAGUGAAAGAAGCGCUGGAAGGUGAAAAAGCAAUGCGUGAACAGAUUGACAAAUAUACAAAGAAGUACAAUGAAUUGCAUUUGAGUUUGAACAGUUCAAACGAAACUUUUGACAAAUUCAAACGGGAAAUGGAACGAAUGAAUGCGAAUGUUAUUAGAGUGGAGAAAGAUGCACGAAAGUGGAAAAAUAAAUACGAAGAAAGCGCCCAAGCAUUAGCGGCGUCCACGUUGAAGGUCAAAGAAUGCGCAGAUGCAUGCGCGCUGAAAGAUAGACAAUUGCAGCAACUCCAGAAUCUGUGUCGCACUUUGAAAUCUCAAAUUCCCAGCAGUCAGUAA
Molecule: messenger RNA, 1194 nt
Organism: Gongylonema pulchrum
Lineage: Eukaryota; Metazoa; Nematoda; Chromadorea; Rhabditida; Gongylonematidae
Source: the annotation of a GenBank genome assembly